CUUGCUGUGGUUUCACGCUUUGCUUCAAUUUAUCCCGUACUCUUACCACAAGCUAUAAAUUCACACCACACAGCAAAUGUCGGAUCUUGAUGACCUGUUUGGUGGAGCAGCGCCAACAAAUGACAGCGAGCUCUUGGACAAGGUCGAGGAAGCUGAGGAGGAGGCGCCUGCCGAGGAGCUGUCAGCCGAAGCCUCGGCGCUACAGAAAAUGCCAAAAUUUAAGCGUGCAGUGGUACGAAGCAGCCCUACCACUGAGGCCCACCCGGAGGAGGCCGAGAGUCCGAGCCAGCCAGAGCCAGAGAGCGCGCUAAUGGACGACGACGAAGAAAGCAGGCCGUCAGAACCCAUUAACCCUAAGCAGGCUGAAAUCGACGAGCUGAACCGGCGGAUCGACGCGGCACUAAAGUCUGGCCGAGCGCGCAAGCGCAGAAAGGCUGACGAGGACGAUGUCGCAAUCGACGAGUCGAUCGCCAACCUGCGCAAGCGGAUGCGGGACGCGGCGUACCGCGACAUUGACGAUAAUAAAGACGGGCUGCCGGCAAUCCACAAGAUGGGGAUGCUGACCGACGUCACUGACGAACUGCGCAAGACGCACCUGUACGAGGCGUUUUUGGAAAACAACAUCGUGGACUCGCUGCGGUUGUGGCUCGAGCCCUUGGACGACGGCAGUCUGCCGGCACUCGAUAUCCAGAACGCACUGCUGGAUAUCCUCGGAAAGCUGCCAAUUCGGCGCGACCAUCUGCGCGAGUCGGGCAUUGGAAAGAUCAUCAUGUUUAUGAGCAAGUGCCCGCGCAUUCCUGAGCGCAACCGCCGCGUGUGCGAGCAGUUCGUGCAGCGCUGGUCGCGUAUGGUGAUGAAGCUCAGCUCCAACUUCCGUGACCGCAAGAUCCGCGAGACCAAGGUCAACCUGGAUCGCCGCCACUUUGCUGGAAGGCCAAUGCAAGGCAACGAGGAAACUAGGCCGGCUCAGGGGAAGGAUGGUGAGCGGGCCACCGCGCGCAUCCCGCAGCGUGUAGCCGCGAACUACAACGUCAUGCCGGUGUCGUCGGUCAACGCUUCAAUGGAGCAGAUGCGUGGCGCCGGCCGUGAUGUAGACAAGUACAAGCGCCUGAAGCAAACCAUGUACAAGGGCGGGCGUAGGCAGUGAGCCGGUAUUCUACGAGCCGGAGUUUACAGGUCUGCAAUACUUCGAUUUCUCCGUCGACCUAUGACAGGGAUACAUAAGCUUACGAGUUGAACAUAAAAAGACAAGGUUAAAAACACAAUUUAAUACA
This is a messenger RNA of Linderina pennispora, 1274 nucleotides long. RefSeq lists its product as uncharacterized. Bases 77 to 1147 code for a protein of 356 amino acids. NCBI's taxonomy places the organism in Eukaryota, Fungi, Kickxellomycota, Kickxellomycetes, Kickxellales, Kickxellaceae. The record is from RefSeq and is a predicted model, not a curated record. The transcript has 3 exons. Gene Ontology annotation, cellular component: nucleus. Gene Ontology annotation, biological process: poly(A)+ mRNA export from nucleus.